UUGUCAGAUUGUGUUUUCUUUUGAGAGAAAAUUUCCCACCUGACAUAUGAGCAUUCAUUCUAAGGGGAACGAGCGAGCUUACUUUGCCCUUCCGGGAGGGGGGUAUAGAGGGAGGCGGCCUGCUGAGGCCCUGCCCGACGGGGGAUUUGUUCGAGUGAUGGGCGGGCGGAGCGACGGCCGAAGCCUGCCAGCUUGCCUAGCCUCGUUAGAGGGAGCUGUCGGCCGGAGGGAGCGGUGCUUGCUGCAGUGAGGGACCCGCUCCUGCUUUUUGCCACUGCAUCCACCUCCUCGGGAGCCAGAGAGAGAGACUCGCCGAGUCGAGUUAGCAGAAAGAGGCGGAGGUGGCGACGGGCCGUCACGGCGGAUCCUCUUUCGGUAGAAGGGGUGGGCGAGGGCUCGUACGGCCCUGUGGUAGCCACGGUCGCCGCCGCUACUGCUGCUACUACUAUGAAUCUCGCAAGCUCCUUGGAGCCGGCCUGGGGAAGAAAGCCGGCCGGUCGGAGGGAGCUGCAAAUGGAAUAGGGAGCCGGCACCCAGCGCUCCCAGCUCCUUACGUUGGGGCCAGGCUAGCCAUCUCCGUGUCCAUGAGCCCGCCGUCCUUCUGUCAGAGCUGCUGCUGCUGCCGCUGCCGCCGCCGCCCCCGCCACCUCAUUCACCAGCAGCCGCUAACUAAGGCGCACGCGUUUGCUGCUCCCGGGCCCAGCUCCCUCGGCCUUGCCAUCUCCUUCCCUCUGCGCAGCAGAAGGAAAAGACUACAGACUCCAGUGUGAAGAGAAUGGCUGUGACUUUAGAACAGGCCCAAAGGGCGGCCUAUAUAUUUCUGAAAGCACUCUUAAGAUUUGGCUUCAUGGUUGCCAAUAACCUUGUCGCUAUUCCAUCCUACGUUCUAUAUUUAAUAGUACUACAACCUCUCCGAUUUUUGGAUAGUAAAUGGUUCUGGUAUAUUGAAGGAGUAUUAUUUAAAUGGCUUUUAGCUAUGGUGGCCUCCUGGGGCUGGUGGGCAGGAUAUACAGUCAUAGAAUGGGGAGAUGAUGUUAAAACCAUUUCAGAAGAUGAAGCUGUGAUGCUGGUGAACCAUCAAGCAACAGGAGAUGUUUGCACUCUAAUGAUGUGCCUUCAGGACAAAGGCACGGUUGUUCGUCAGAUGAUGUGGCUGAUGGAUCAUAUUUUUAAAUAUACAAACUUUGGAAUUGUAUCUCUAAUUCACGGAGACUUCUUUAUAAGACAGGGAAAAGCUUACCGUGACCAGCAGCUUGUGCUUCUCCAGGAACAUGUAGAAAAAUAUUAUAGGAACCGUGAUCGGAAGUGGAUUGUAUUGUUUCCAGAAGGUGGUUUUCUUAGAAAAAGAAGAGAAACCAGUCAGGCAUUUGCCAAGAAAAACAAUUUGCCAUUUCUUACACAUGUUACACUGCCAAGACUGGGGGCCACACAAGUUAUACUGAAAAAUUUGGUAGCUCAACAAGAAAAUGGAACUCUGGCAGGCGGAGAUGCUGCAGAAGCAGAAAGUAAAUCAAAAGGUCUUCAGUGGGUGAUAGAUACAACCAUUGCAUAUCCCAAAGCUGAACCCAUAGACAUCCAGACCUGGAUUCUUGGUUACAGGCGACCAACAAUUACACAUGUACAUUACAGGAUUUUUCCAAUUAAAGAUGUACCUGUUGAGCCUGAAGCACUCACCACUUGGUUGUAUCAACGGUUCAUUGAAAAGGAGGAUCUUUUGUCACACUUCUACAAAACAGGGGCCUUCCCCACUUUGCCCGGACAGACAGAAGUGGUUUCCCGGGAGAUGACCCUUAGCAAUUUGUGGCUAAUCCUCGUACAGUUCUUUGCAUUUUUGUCAGGUGGUAUGUGGUACUGCAUUCUUCAGUAUUUUUAUCAAUGCCUAUUUUAAAAGGUGAAUGAAUGGGACCUAAGUACACAAUGAGGAACUUGGUACUUUACAGAGUGCAUCAUGUUACGUGCAAAUGCGAAUACAGCAGGAAAAAGGAACAUACUGGAUGGACUUCCUUCCCUUGGGAGGAUUUUAAACUCCACAAGGAGACAGAAUACAGUAAUACAGUGACCUAAUUAUGUAUUUUAAGAACUGUCCAUAUUUUUAAAGACUGUGUCUCCUCACACACCUACAUCAGCAAAUACAGCAUUUGAACAGGAGAUGCAACUAUACAGCUAUCACAGGUGAACAUCAGCAGCAGGAAUGCUUUCACCACGGAUAGUAUUCAACAUUGUAGUAAAAACUUGGACUCUUCAGCAACUUUCUCUCCAGUAGUCUGUACUGCAAGUCUUGUGGUAGAGAUCCCUCAUCUGCACAAACUCAAGUUGUAUUGUAAUUAAUCACGCUGGAUCUGUUUCAUGUACUCUGCAGACCUGGUUAUGGUAUUGUGACUGCCCCAUGUUACCUGUUUAGUAGAGACAUCUUAACUUUUUUGGGGGGGUGAAUAUCUCAGUGAGAUAGUGUAUUGGAAAGCUAGAAAAGCAAAAGGCAUUACAGCGUCACGAAGUAUUGAAAAAAUUGUGCAUACCUCAUAGACCCAUCUGUUCUUACCAUGUUUACUGUCUUUAAACUUCUCAUAAGGGUGCUUCAAAACUGGCACAUCACAUAAUCUGCUUCCCAUUUUGGUUUUAGAAUGCAUUUUGUAAAUUGAUAAGUAUGUUUUUUCUUUUUUACAAAAUGCACUUUUGAAAAUGCAAUACAGCAACAGAAAAUUGCAUAGCUUGAAAGAAAUUUAAUGCUGUUCCUGGCAGAUUGGAUUCUUGAUAGCUAUUAGCAGUUCAGGAAGGUCUGGGGAUUGUCAACGCUAAAGGGUUCGAGUUGCCACAGUCUAGGCAAGGUGAUGUGUGUUAGCUGUGCUGUUUUUAACCUUUAUAGAGGCCUUUAUUUCCAUUUGACACAAUAGCACUUGGAACAUCUGUGAGAAGGUUUAUGUAUGUAUAUGCCAAGUUCCUCAAUAUUUUGCUUAUAGGAAAAAUAAAAGGAAGUUAGCAAAGUCACAAAACAAUAUAUCUAGUCAUUGGGUAAAACAAUAGGAAAACACUUGCUUUACCAUCCUGAAGUAGUGUGAAAAUUCUCUGAACCAUGAAGAACGUUACAAAGUCUGCCAUCUGGCUGAAAAAUGUCACUGUCAUAGAAAGGGAAUUUAAUUUAAGAGGCGGAAUGACAGUAAAGCAGGAUAUCAGAUUAUAACAUUACAGUUUUUGAAGGAAAGGUCUUUAUGUUUUAUCUAUCAGUCUUGGAAUAUUUGGCUGUAUGAAUAUAUGAAGAUAUAUUUUAAAAAAACCAGUUCCUAGGAAGCAGUUUCUAAUUUCCAUAUACAGUAGUGUAAGCAAAACUUGAAUGACAGAAUGUUGUCUUUUUAUGGACUGUAAGUUUUUCUGAGAGCAAAGCCAAGCAACAGCAGCUGUCUGUGCUGAAUUUGAGGUAUAUAUUCUCCUGGGGGUUUUCCCCCCCAAAAUCACAUGAGAACCAGUUUUGGUGAGUAGUAUAUAAAAUAAAAAUAUAAAACCAAAGCAUCAUAUAUUUUUUUCUUUUGUUUUGAGUGGGGAAGAGGGACAAUGGGAAAAGAUGAAUUUCCCCUAGCUAUGUGAAUGAGCUGUAGCUGUACUGCCUUCAAGUCGAUUCUGACUUACGACAACCCUAUGAAUAGGGUUUUCAGGGUAAGCGGUAUUCAGAGGUGGUUUACCAUUGCCUUUCUCUGAAGCUGAGAGGCAGUGACUGGCCCAAGGUCACCCAGUGAGCUUUAUGGCUGUGUGGGGAUUGGAACCCUGGUCUCCCAGGAAAUGUCAAUUAAGUACGACAACGAGUGUUCAUAGAAUCGUAGAGUUAGAAGGGGCCUAUAAGGCCAUGGAGUCCAACCUCCUGCUCAAUGCAGGAAUCCAAAUCAAAGCAUACCCAACAGGUGGCUGUCCAGCUGCCUCUUGAAUGCCUCCAGUGUUGAAGAGCCCACCACCUCCCUAGGUAAUUAUUUCCAUUGUCAUACUGCUCUAACAGUUAGGAAGUUUUUCUUGAUGUUCAGUCGAAAUCUGGCUUCCUUCAAUUUGAGCAAAUUAUUGUGUCCUGCACUCUGGGAUGAUCAAGAAGAGAACCUGGCCCUCUGUGUGGCGACCUUUCAAGUACUUGAAGAAUGCUAUCAUAUCUCCCCUCAGUCUUCUCUUCUCAAGGCUAAACAUAAUAAUGAAAUGCAUUUCAGCAUGGAUGACAACAAUAUCCGUCCUUCAUUCUAGAAGAUACUUUGGAACAUUUCAAUGGAAUGAGACCAUCACAGAUACAAGGCAAAAGGUCAUUAGUGUGUUCUUCCCUUGAGCAUAAAAUAUGGGUUCUUAAGCCUGCUUUUUUGACCUUUAGGUAGUUGAGAACCAGUGUAAGAAUAAAAUCCAUUUUAAGUAAAGUAAUUCUUGCAAAAGGAAGCAGUGUGUGGGUUGGGGGAGGGGACAGUUCUUUGGUUUUUAAUCCUGUUUAGCGAUUAAUCCUAUAGACUUGUUGAGCUAUAGCAAGCAGUGUGCUUCAUUUGCCGCAUAGCAGGAAGUUGUUAUGGAGUUCAUUUGAUAUAUGUAGCUAUAAAUCAGAGCUUCAGUCUGAACAACAAGCUUAUUGAACUGGGAUGCAAAGCAGCAGCUGUUGUUCAGCAUUUAGUUUAUUUGGACAUAUGACCUAAUUUAAGAUAAGACAAGGUUAAAUAUAAGUAGUAAAAACUAGGUAUGCAGUUUCCUGCUUUCUUAACAAAUAUUAGCCACCUGCACUAAUACAGCUCCCACGCUUUGCAGAUACUGUUCUAUGUUGUCUAGAAUAUUAUAAAUACUGAUUUGUUCUUUAUUGAAACAGAAGUGGAUAACCAUAGAGUUCAAUGCACUCUGAUCACCUGUUUCAAUAUGUUCCUUUUUAACAUGGCAAAAUGUUAUUGGCAGUGAUGGUCAUUUGAACAAGGUAGACUAGAACCAUGACCCCAACUACAUUGUAUGAAGUGGAAUCAGUAAAACUUGCUUCCAAAUAACAUGAUUGGAUGGAAGUUACAUUAGACUUGAUUUUUUUCUUCCCUUCUGUCACAUGUCUGUACUGGAAAAUGUGAAGAAGGUUAGAUCAUUGUGUCUCCUUUAUGGUUGAACCAGGAGAAACUGAAAAUACAUCGUUUUUAGGAACGCCUAAAAUAAAAGCACCUUCCUGUUCUCAGCUUGGACUAUUAUCUUCAAACUACCUGUUUGUUCUGCGGUAGCCACAUUGAAUUCAACAGGAUCAAAUCCAGGAUAUAUUUUAGGACUACAAAAGAAUAGAAAGUAAUUAGUUAAAGAGAAAAUUUUUAAAAAUACGUUUUUGUUUGUAUGAAAUGCUGUAUAUAUGCAAUCCGCUGGUCUAGUCUGUUUUGAGCAUAGCAGUUCAGCUGAAAACUCGCAGAAUUCCUGUGCGUUAUUGUUGGCUUACCAGUUCAGCCAUCCAUCUAAUACAGCAUUUCAUAGUGAGAGGUGAGUGGGCAUUGCCUGGUCCUCUGCCUCCUCACAUUCAUUAUGUUAUAAAGAGGAGAGGGGAAGAGUAAUUACUUCUUGGAACAUAAUGAAUUCCCUCAACAUCCUUUGCAUCACCUAAUUCCAGAUAGAUAGUAUCAUGUUAAUACCUGUAUUAGUUAAUCUAGGUGAGCACCUUACAGUUCCAAAUUUGCAGUCACUAAUUCUCGUUUCACUACAGGCAUGAAAGAGGUGUGUUGAUAUCAUGAUAUCAAAAUAGUUGAAGGCUAGAAAGAGGCUACUAAUUUGUGUUAAACUAUUUGAGUAUGCACCCUUGCUUUCUCUCUGAAGAUAUACAGUGUGCUGCCAGCUCUCAUGCUUCAGUUUCCCAUACCUGUAUAUCACUAUAUGGACAUUAGCUAUGGGACAGGUCUUGAUUGCAUGGGAUCAUCAUGCAAAACUCACAUGGGUGAUUCAGGCAGUAUGCACCAAUUACAUGUACGUGCACACACAUUUUUAGCAGCUUCACUGUGGAGGCUGUAAUGUUAGAACUGGCCCUUGGACACCUGAAUAAUGGGGGCUUCUUUGGCAAAGUGUGAAAGGUGGAUGGCAGCAAUCUAUUCAUACAGCCCAUUUUGCUAUGACUUGCAUACUUUCUGUUCAGAACAGUUUAUGUGUAGAAUAAAAUCCCAACAGAAUAUUGUUUUAGCAAAUAUAAUGGUUUAACAUGGGACAGUUGCAUUUCAUUGUGGAAGAUGUGUACAGUAGAAAACACAAACAUUACUGUUCUUAACUUUAGUGUGGGUGUUGGAAAUUCAACUCAAUCUAUUCUCAAUCUUGCAAAUUAACAUUAGUCUGAUAAAUAGGUAGUACAUCAUCUGAAGAUUUUAAACAUUGUUAAGACCAAUAAAUCAUUUAUUAACAAGAAACCAUCAAGGCCUUAACAGUUUUAGAUUAAAGCAAUGUGUGCCAUUCACACAGAUCUCCUCCCCGCCUCCCAAGCUGAUAAUCACUUUUCUGCAAGCUUACGUUUACAUAUUAUACUAUUUUAUCAAGAACUUAUAUGAGUAAAUCUUACUUUAAAGAUCCAAAGAUUUUGUGGUAUUCAGGCAGCAAGAUUAUACUCCUUUGAAACCCAACCAAAAUAUGAGGGAUCUUAAGACUAGUUUGCAUACUUGCACAUUUGUGUGACUUGAUUAUUCAGCAAUUGAUGACUUACAGCUGAAUGUGUGAACGGCUUUUGUUGAAAAGGGAUGCAUUUUGAAGUGAUAUGAAGUCUCUGAACAGCUGUGGCUCUUUGAUGUUGUCAUUGAUUGAUUGAACAUGCGUAUGUGAACUGGGCCGCUCUUAAUAUAAUUAUGGGCGGGGGGGAAACAGCCACCCUUUAAUCCACCACCUUCUGCAGCAGUGCUUGGUGGUUUGUGCCCCAAAGCUGCCUUUCUUCCUCUUUACUGUUCAGUGCUGUGAAUCACUCCAUCUGUCAGUAGAAAACAAGAAUAUCAAACAACUGUGUGCGGCAGCAGUUCAGACUUUGCGAAUUAUGUCUAGACAAAAUUUACACACACUUGGGACCAAAGUUAAUGAUUUUUUUGGACUUCUCAGACGACAGGUUGGUAUGAAGGAAUGGUAUUGAAAGAGUGAUUGACCGUGGCUUUCUAUUUCUACCAGAACCAGAUAUGCUAAAGAAAGCUUAUAGCUGAAGCUGCUGUACUAUAUGUGUGAGGGAUCAAAAAGAACUACAUGAAAAAUUAUGUAUAAAAUAGCAUGUUGUGCAGUUAUAUGCUUGUGUAAGGAAGAAGUUGGAAAGGGAAAAUAAAACUAAGCUGCAAGUAGUUGUGAAUUGCUUUUGUUUCUAUUGCACAAAAUUUAUAGGUUCUUCUGUUGUAUACCUGUCUACAAAAAUUCCUAAAAUAUGGUGGUUUAAAGAAAGACUAUGCAUUUUAUUGUUACACUUCUUAAAUUUCCAGUACAACCUUACGUCUGUUUUUUUUUUUUCCUUCCCCUAUCUUCUUCGUUUUAUGCCACAUAUGAUCGGAAUGAAUGCAGGCACCAUGAUGUGAUUCUAUUAAAGGACUCCUCAAAUUUGGACUUAAGUUUUGAGUUGACUUCUUUCUUAGAUACUUUUUCAUAUUAAAAUAAUUAAACAAUCAAUAUUCUUUUAUA
This is a messenger RNA of Rhineura floridana, 7590 nucleotides long. RefSeq names its product lysophosphatidylglycerol acyltransferase 1 (gene LPGAT1). The coding region runs from base 776 to 1888 and encodes 370 amino acids. The record is from RefSeq and is a predicted model, not a curated record. NCBI's taxonomy places the organism in Eukaryota, Metazoa, Chordata, Lepidosauria, Squamata, Rhineuridae. Gene Ontology annotation, cellular component: endomembrane system. Gene Ontology annotation, molecular function: acyltransferase activity. The transcript has 9 exons.